Molecule: messenger RNA, 1365 nt
Organism: Thlaspi arvense
Lineage: Eukaryota; Viridiplantae; Streptophyta; Magnoliopsida; Brassicales; Brassicaceae
Source: the annotation of a GenBank genome assembly
CUUAAGCGUGUCACGUUGACGAAGACUUGUGGAAAAAAAUGUCGCAAGAAAUUACCUAGUUGUUUCUCUUUCUUUUCUUUUGUUUGUUAAUACUUAAUAAUGAAGAUAUUAUGUGUAGACUUUGGUAAAAUGGAGGCAAAGAGGGACAAACGGGUCUUCAUAUAAUCAUAGCCCCUCUUAAAGAAUCGGGUAAAGAUCGAGCAAAUUAGGUUGGAGCAGAGCAGAAGAAGAGUUCACUCGAGACCAUUGCAGAGCAUAAGAUGUCCAACAGGGCCGUCAGAGAUGGAGGCCGUGAGGAGCUUCGGCUGACGCAAAGUCGUUCUUUGGGAGCGAUCACCGCAGGUCUUGAGCAGCUUCGGAUGGCGGAACAUCGUUUAUCGAAUGCGAUCACUUCAGGUCGUGAAGAGCUUUGGACAAGGGAACGUCGUUCUUCGGAGUCCAUCACUGCAACUCGUCAAGAGUUUCGGACGACAGAAUAUCGUUCCUCGCGUGUGAUUACUACAACAGGUCGUGAAAAGUUUCAGACGACGGAGCGUCGUUCCUCAGGAACAAUCACUGCAGGUCGCCAAGAGGUUCGGACGGCGGAGCGUCGUUCUUCGGGAACAAUCACUGCAGGGCGUCAAGAUGUCCGGACGAUGGAGCGUCGUUCCUCGGGAACACUCACUUCAGGUCGUCAAGAGGUUCGGACGAUGGAGCGUCGUUCCUCGGGAACAAUCACUUCAGGUCGUCAAGAAGUUAGGACGGCGGAGCAUCGUUCCUCGGGAACACUCACUGCCGGUCGUCAAGAUGUUCGGACGGCAGAGCGUCUUUCUUCGGGAACGAUCACUGCAGGUCGGCAAGAGGUUCGGACGACGGAGCGUCGCUCCCAAGGAACGUUCAAUCCAAGUCGUCAUGAGGUCCGGACAGUGGAGCGUCUUUCCUCGGGAACACUCACUGCCGGUCGUCAAGAGGUCCGGACAAUAGAGCGUCGUUCAUCGGGAACGAUCAAUCGGCCAGGUCGGCAAGAGGUUCGUAGGGUGGAGCGUCGUUCCACUGCAAAUGGUGAAUAAGUUCGGACAGCAAAAGAUUGUUCAUUUGAACCGAUUAAGAGCUCAAGAUGAUAGAAUAUCCUUCCUCGGAAGCGAUCAUUACAUGUCCUUCCCAAAGGGAAAUUGUUAAUAAAUGCAGCGAUACAAUUGUGCAAGUCUUAUUUUUUCACGUUUGGUUUGAACUUAUUCGCUUGAGUUGAUCUCUAAGUAGAGUCCCACUAUGAUUUUGAUUUGGUUGUUUAGUGAUUCCUUUUUUUCUGAGAGUAACAAGAGUAGUUAGCUUGUGCUUUUGAUGAAAACAACAAAAAAAACAAUAGGAAACUAUUGUAUAUUGCCG